Molecule: messenger RNA, 1788 nt
Organism: Ixodes scapularis (black-legged tick)
Lineage: Eukaryota; Metazoa; Arthropoda; Arachnida; Ixodida; Ixodidae
Product: neprilysin-1-like
Exons: 3
Coding region: 1-1788 (595 amino acids)
Biological process (GO): protein processing
Cellular component (GO): plasma membrane
Molecular function (GO): metalloendopeptidase activity
Source: RefSeq, a predicted model, not a curated record
AUGCAGAAGGCCAUGAACAGAACGCUGGACCCGUGUCGUUUUUUCUACGAGUACGUCUGCGGGAACUGGGAACGGGCGCACCCUGGAGCAGUCGACACCUUUCAAGUGAUCGAGCAGGCCGUUCUGGACACAGUAAAUGAAACAAUCAAAAAUGCUCGUGUGAACCCUUUUCGGCGUUCCGCCACCGAACGGGUCACGGCCGCUGUCCAGAGUUGCUGGGCUGUGGCGAGCGAGAAGCAGGAAAACCUCGCCGGUCUCAGCGAUUUUCUGAGAAGACACAACAUUGACCUCCCGCCGACCCGGACUGAAGGACUGCCGAGCCCCAUAGAUGUCAUGAUGAAGCUGAACCUUCUGCUGAACAUUCGAACUGUCCUCUUUGUUCAACCUGAACUUGACCUUCGAUCACAAGACCGAAUGAUACUCACAUUCCAUCCUAACAACAACCUACUCAAAGAGUUUUUGACGGGGUUUAAACAAGCCACUCCUGCACCUGCAGUCUAUAUCAACGGUCAGAGCUUUGCGAGGGACGUUGUCCAAGUACACAACCGGUUCCAGUACUGGCAUUACGUGGCCCGUUCUACAAGUCCGUCUUACAUGACCGUACAUCAGAUCGCCGACGGGACCCCAUACAUAUCAGCAACCAACUGGACGAAUGCCAUCAAUUCAGGGCUCUUGGAACCAAUAUCGACAGAGACAACGUUUUAUGUCAGAAGUACACAAACGCUUCAAAUUGUCAACUUACUGAUGCGUGAAUACCGAAGAAACCCCAGACCAGCGCUGAACUGGAUAACAAUGUUCGUUCACUUCUACUUCGCAUCCGCCAGUUCGUAUCAGCUCCAACAGACGUUUGGCAACCUAUCAAGCAGAUGUAUGGACUACAUGACGUAUAUAGCGCCCCACGCUUUGAACGUUCUCGUGACGGAACAGAAGGUGUCUACCGACGACGUGCAAACCGCGAAGCACAUAUUCCAGCACAUGAAGCGAGCGUCGGGCACAUUUUUCAGCUGGAUGGACAACAGAACGAGGGCACUGGCACUUCGACGAUUCGACAAGCUCUCGCUGACGCUCGGAGUUCCCCGAAAGUUUUACUCGCCGGCACUUCUAGAGAAAGAGUACGCCUUCCUUCCACUCUUCAGAGGUACCUUCCUGGAGGAACUGCUGAGUGCCUUCAGGGACAAAGCUAGCAUCGCGAUAUUUGAGUACACGUACGGUCCUAAAGGUCAAACGAUGGAUCGAGACGUCCUCAGCUUCAGCCUAGUUCCGCCCAUAACAAAUGCGUACUUCUUUAGAUAUAUCCACACCAUCUACUUUCCAACGGUCAUCUUGGCCAAGCCCCUUCUGGUCGUAGAAUCACUGGCCGCGACCUACGGCAGCUUUGGAUCCAUCUUAGGCCAUGAAAUCGGCCAUGCAUUUGAUCCCAUCUCGCAGUCGAUGGACCCUGGAGGGGGUAAGGAGGAGUGGAUGAGCAGCAGAUCACGAAGGGAUUACCAGGCGAGGAUCGACUGCGUCAUCCGGCUCUACGACGCCACUGGCGUUCGGGUUGACACAAACUACAGCGUGGCGACGUUGAACGAGAACUUUGCUGACAUUUUAGGACUGCAGAUUGCUCUGGCAGCCCUGGAGAGUGACCCUUGCGUUCGCCUGGACGCAGAGUCCCCGGUUAAGGGAUUUACGAAUAGGCAGCUCUUUUACGUGAGCUUCUGCAACCAGUAUUGCGCACACAGAUGGUUAGCCUACAAUUAUUUUGAUGGUCCUCACGCGGGGUACUAUCACAGUUCAGGGGUGUGA